Myxocyprinus asiaticus (Chinese sucker) is the source of this 4507-nucleotide messenger RNA. Its product is annotated as retinal guanylyl cyclase 2-like. The transcript has 19 exons. The record is from RefSeq and is a predicted model, not a curated record. Gene Ontology annotation, biological process: protein phosphorylation; cGMP biosynthetic process; intracellular signal transduction. Lineage: Eukaryota; Metazoa; Chordata; Actinopteri; Cypriniformes; Catostomidae. Gene Ontology annotation, molecular function: protein kinase activity; ATP binding; guanylate cyclase activity. The coding region runs from base 1 to 3414 and encodes 1137 amino acids.
AUGGCUGACCACAGAAACUCUAGUUUUCUUUGCCAGUCCUACCACCCACGAUGGCAACCACAAUGUUCUGCUGUAAAAAUAAGACGAAAACAAACCACAAAGCACAAAGCCAAAAGCACACAUGGCCCAGUGAGCUCUGUGUCCUCCACUCCAGUAAUACGCAGCCAAAGCUGGUGGGGUAACUGGCUUCUCCUUCCUCUAGUCAUGAUAUCAUACUUGCCCUGUGAGGCCUGGGGCACCACCUUUAAAAUCGCCAUUGUAGGACCAUGGGCGUGUGACCCUAUGUACUCUAAAGCCCUGCCAGACCUGGCUGCCCGAUUAGCCACCAGUCGCAUCAACAAAGACCCCGACCUCAACAAAGGCUACUGGUAUGAUUAUGCUCUCAUUAAUGAGGAUUGCACAAGCUCUAGAGGCCUGGCUCGCUUUGCUGAGCUGGAGGGAUAUGGCUCGGCCUUUCUUGGACCUGCAAACCCCAGCUACUGCACCUCUGCUGCACUGCUGGCAAAGAAUUGGAACAAGGGCAUCCUGUCCUGGGCUUGCCUGAAGGCUGAAAUGAAUGAGGGAAUGUAUCCCACGUUUCUUCACCCACUCCCAUUGUCUUCUCGUGUUCUUUUCUCUGUACUGCGCUUUUUCCGCUGGGCACAUGUUGGGAUUAUAACAGCAGAGAGCGACAUGUGGGAAGCAACAGGACAUGAACUUGCAUCGUCCCUACGUGCUCUUGGUCUGCCAGUUGGCACAGUUGCUACUAUGGAAAUGGACAAGGACGGACCAUGGCGAGCCCUAAAAGCAAUACGGGAGGCAGAUCGUGUGAGGGUUGUCAUCAUGUGCAUGCACUCUGUUCUGAUUGGUGGAGAAGAACAGUAUAAUUUGCUAACCACAGCAAUGGACAUGAGAAUGAUUGACAGAGGAUACAUUUUUAUUCCAUAUGACACACUGCUGUAUUCAUUGCCAUACAAAGAUGUGAACCAUGCAAUCCUGGCCAAUGACACUAAACUACGACGGGCGUACGAUGGGGUCUUAACGAUAACCAUUGACCAAGGGGAACAAAACUUCUAUGAGGCCUUUAAUAAAGCACAGGAAUCCUAUGACAUCCGGAGCAGUACACCAGCUGAACAGGUUUCUCCAUUUUUUGGGACCAUCUAUAACAUGAUCUAUUAUACAGCCAUGGCUGCAGAGCAGAGUCGAGCUGCGAGUGGAGGCCGCUGGGUAUCGGGUGAAGUUCUGGCUCAGAAUGAGGGUGGAUUUGAAUUUAAUGGUUUUAACCAGAGGAUAUCGGCAGGUACUGAUGGUGAGGGGAUGCAGGCACGCUACGUCGUCCUGGAUACAGAUGGCUCUGGGUCAAUACUGCACUGUACACAUGCACUAGAAGCACCACACACAUAUGGGAAAUAUGGAGGGCUGAAGUACUUGGGGAAAUCCAUUCAUUUUGCCGGAGCAUCUCCGAGCAGUGACUCCAACUGCUGGUUCAGCCCUUAUGUGGCUUGUAGUGGAGGCCUGAAUGGGGUGACCCUCUUCUUUCUCUUUCUGUUGUUCUGUGUGUUGCUGUGUGGGGCAGGUGCCUGUUUUCUCUAUAUAAGGAAACAUGGGCAGGUGGGGAUAUUAGGAGGAGGAAACGCCACUAAGAUAGUGCUGACAUUGGAUGACCUAGUCUUCAUCAACACCACACUCAGCAGGAGGAAGCUGAACGAGGAGAGUAUGGUGAAGAGUCAGCUAGAUGUUAAAACCCCAUGUCACUCAGUUUCAGGCCGCAGUUACAUUCCGUCAACUCCUGAAACGUCCAACGUUGCUGUAUUCGAGGGUGAUUGGGUUUGGCUAAAGAAAUGUUCCUGUGCAGGAUCUGUAUCAGAAAUCAGUGACAGCACACAAGCCAUCUUUAUCAAGUUGAGAGACAUGCGUCAUGAGAAUCUGAACCUGUUUCUGGGUCUUUUCAUGGAUUCUGGGAUAUUUGGCAUUGUUACUGAGCACUGCACAAGAGGCAGCCUGGAAGACCUGCUCAGCAACGAGGAAAUGAGACUGGAUUGGAUGUUCAAAUCCUCUCUCCUCCUUGACCUGAUUAGGGGAAUGAAGUACUUGCACAAUCGUGGAAUUAUUCAUGGACGUCUGAAGUCAAGGAACUGUGUGGUAGAUGGACGGUUUGUUCUGAAGGUUACAGAUUAUGGCUUCAAUGAGAUCAUCCACAGUCAAAACAUCAUCAUGGAGGACAGCAAACCUGAGGAUCAGUUUUGGACAGCUCCAGAGAUCCUACGGGAUCCUCGGCUGCAGAAGAAGGGCACAUAUACAGCAGAUGUUUACAGCUUUUCUAUUAUCAUGCAGGAGGUGAUCUCUCGCUGUGCACCUUUCUGCAUGUUGGACAUGCCCCCUCAAGAGAUCAUAGAUAAAGUGCGCUCACCUCCUCCAUUGUGUCGACCCAAUGUGUCUGUGGAUGAAGCUCCGUUGGAGGUGAUUCAGAUAAUGAAGCAGGCCUGGAGUGAAGAGCCUGAUAAGCGACCCACGUUUGAGGAGAUCUUCAGACAGUUCAAGAACGUGAACAAGGGAAAGAAGACAAAUAUAAUUGACUCAAUGUUACGGAUGCUGGAGCAGUACUCCUCUAACCUGGAGGAUCUGAUCCGAGAGAGGACCGAAGAACUAGAGGUAGAGCGUCAGAAAACUGAUGCUCUCUUAGCACAGAUGCUGCCCAAGUCUGUGGCCUUGGCAUUAAAGACAGGGAAGCCAGUGAAACCGGAGCACUUUUCAGAUGUGACACUGUAUUUCAGUGAUAUAGUGGGUUUCACAACCAUUUCUGCUCUGAGUGAACCUAUUGAGGUGGUCGACCUCCUUAACGACCUUUACAUACUCUUUGAUGGAAUCAUCGCCAUCCAUGAUGUCUAUAAGGUAGAGACUAUUGGUGAUGCGUACAUGGUGGCAUCAGGGGUCCCGAACCGUAAUGGUACCCGACAUGCAGCAGAGAUGGCCAACAUGUCUCUGGAUAUUCUGCACUGUAUUGGAACAUUUCAAAUGAGGCACAUGCCUGACGUCAAAGUCAAAAUCCGUAUUGGACUCCAUUCUGGUCCAGUUGUAGCAGGUGUAGUAGGGUUGAAGAUGCCUCGGUACUGUCUGUUCGGGGACACAGUAAACACAGCUUCCCGAAUGGAAUCCACAGGGUUGCCUUACAGAAUUCAUGUCAACCAGAGUACUGUUGAUGUCUUGAACAGCCUCAAACUUGGCUACAAAAUAACUACUAGGGGCAGGACAGAGCUCAAGGGUAAAGGUGUAGAGGAAACAUAUUGGCUGGUUGGGAGGGAUGGAUUCGAGAAGCCACUACCUAUACCACCAGACCUUACUCCUGGGGCAAGCAACCAUGGUAUCAGCUUAGAUGAGAUUCCAGUGGACAGGCGGCAGAAGUUCCUUGAUAGGCAAAAGAGGAUGAGGGACUGAGCAGGUUGUCAUGCUGAUGUUUCUGCACCAACCUAUCAAAUUCAGGAAAUCUCAGCAAUUGGGGAAGGGAGAUGAGAGGGUUCAACUGAGGUGUUAAAAGACCUCUCGAAUACCCUUUUUCCAUUUGAAUUAUUCCCCAAAAGAGAGGAAAACCACACCAGGACAUCUGACAAGCACCAUAAACACUUGUUGCGGGCCAGUCCAUCAAAACCAUCAGCUCAACAAGACAGCAUACCAACUGCUAUGGAUUGUUACAGAGGACUUCUUUAAGCUGUGUAGAGUUUAUACUGCAAUUUAUCCCAAAAUUAAAUGCAAACUAAAGACAGUGCUGAGAUAACAGAUCAUUGAGACAUACGAGAAAAUGAGGACAACAGCACACCCCUCUUCCAUCUCUGCAGUUGUUUCUUUCAGACAGUCCUUUGUUUAUAAAACAAAAAUGAAACAAAUGGUGCUUGUUUGUAAUUCAUGGGCACCUGACAAUUUAGUUAUAAUUCAGUGGAAUAAUGCCAAUAAUAUCCAUGUAUUGAAAUGAUUAAACUACUGUUUUUUUGUUUGUUUGUUUUUUUUCUAGAAUGUCAGACGUUAAAAGUUGGCGUUAGUUUCCAAAAAAUAACUUCUUCACAUUCUCUUUUUGAAAAUGGUUUUUUUCAUUUUCAGUAAUGCAUGUGAAAUACAUUCAAAACAUUUGUCAUGGCCAAGCUAACAUUCUUCAAAAACCCAAGAUUCUAUUUCAGACAAUUGGGUAGCUUCAAUUUCCCUUUGAGUUAAGAGUGACAGAUACAUUAAAAGGAAACUCAAGUGAUCUAAGUCAAAAACCAUUUGAGUAAACUAAAAUUGUCAUGUUCAAAAUGGAAUGGCACAUUGUUACUGAUUCUCGGCUCAUUCCAUGAGUAUUAUGCUGAUGUCAAACCCUGCAGUCCUAACAUGCGGCUCUCCAGGAUGAUGCCCUGUCACCUGAUACCUCAACCACAAUCUGUAGAUUACCAGAUGAAACACUCACAGAGUCACAGUCACAGUAUGUAUCUGCAUUUCAACUGUAAAUCUCACAGUUUUAUUUUGUUGUCUGUGAAUGUGUAAAUAAAGGCUGAUUUUA